Molecule: messenger RNA, 7267 nt
Organism: Apis laboriosa (Himalayan honeybee)
Lineage: Eukaryota; Metazoa; Arthropoda; Insecta; Hymenoptera; Apidae
Gene: eag
Product: potassium voltage-gated channel protein eag
Exons: 16
Coding region: 1860-5516 (1218 amino acids)
Biological process (GO): regulation of membrane potential; potassium ion transmembrane transport
Cellular component (GO): membrane
Molecular function (GO): voltage-gated potassium channel activity
Source: RefSeq, a predicted model, not a curated record
CCCUAUGUGCGCGGGUAUAUAUGCUGAUCAGCGCGCGCGCGAGUCUCGUCGCAUACUUACGCACGAUUGGCAAGGACGAUCAGGCAUGUGUAGAUUAGAACGACGUUUGCUACUUUGAAAGAUCAAGAUUGGAAACGAGGACUAAAAAGUAAAAUUGCAACAAGCUGAGAACAAGAAUUAAUCCUCGAUGGAAGAUUCGCCUCGAUAUCGCUCGUCUCGUUAAUCGCGAUUCUCUCUGUUCGGAAUUGGCGAAACGUGUCCGGGACGCGUUGCCCGAACGCGUACCGCAACCGGUCAGCGCGUGUGCACCCGACCACGAUCGAUCCUCGGGGCGAUACGAUCCAGAAACGCGAUGGACGGAACCACCCUGCUUAGCCAUCGCAGAUAACGAAGAUCGGCCACGUUUCAUAGGAUAUUAAAUCUUUAUCGAUUUUCUUCGCCCAAGAAAACUAUCGAUAUUCUAAUUUUCCCAAUUUUAAUCAUCGGAAUCAUCCUCGAACUUGACACGCUAUAGGAAGAUCCACGAUACAAGGAAGAAGAUCGCUUCGAUCCUGAAAUCGGACGAUGAAGAUGUGAUCGACAAUUCUUGUCCGACUACGUUCCCCUGUUUAAGGGAUGUCCUCCUCCGCGGGCACGAGCUGCACCGACGCCGAGGAGGACGCCGAGGAUGUGGAGAACGAGGUGGCAGGUAGCGCGCAGUCGUCUAAUUACUUGCCGUCGGGUAUCCGUGAUAGCGCGCGCGAUCACCUGGAAGGACUGCGGUUAGAUGGGUCAUCGAUCGUGCGUCCACCAGCCGAGGACACUUCCGCGAGCCCAUCGUUGUCGUGGUCGGUGCCUCGAUAAAUCCGGAUCAUCGCCCCCCUCCACCUCCUCAUUCGUAUCCCCUUCUUCACGGCCGCCACCCGUUCAUUCGUCCACGACGAAGAUCCACGGCCCAACACCAGCUUCUCCCUCAUCACUGGCCACAUCCACGAAGGACGCGGAGCUGGGGCACGCGACAAGCUGGAGGAGGUGUGUGAACGCUGGUCGUUGGACCAACGGAGGACCGUUCGUGUUCAGGUGACGAUAGAGACGUCUAGGUUGCAACCAGGAGGAUCCUGAAAUCGUCCGAGAUUCAUUCUGGAUAAUUCGCGUUUUACCCAUUGUAUUUCUUCUUUCUUGUAUUUUUCUCUUUCUUUGUUCUUUUUCUUCCCCUUCUCAUUUUUCUUUCCAAUCUGAUUCGUGUAUUUUGUAUUAUAUACGUAUAUGUAUAUAUAUAUAUAUAUAUAUAUAGAGAGAGAGAGAGAGAGAGAGAGAAAGAGAGAAAACACUGGACAUCGCGCUAGAGAAUCGUGAAAGCUUCUAUCUGUCCGAUCGUGGAAGAUCGAAGGACUGUGGAGUCACGAGUUUGAAGAUCCGUCACACUAUAGAUCGUGCGAACUAACUCGGCAAGGAUUAACGCGAAUGUGCACGGGACAAUUGGUUGACGUUUGAUAAUACCACAGUGUGUGUUUGGUAAGGGAUAAAGCAGAUCGCCACAGCGGUUGUUCUCGUUUGGACCAGUUCCAGGCGGAUGUGAAACCGCCGACAAGUGAUAUUACGGCCGAUACCACAAUGGUGAACUAUCCUCGGAUCAUGACAUUCAGUUAGUGAUCGUGUGCAUCCCCACGUUGUUGCGCGUGUGCAUUUGUGCAGCGUAGUAGAUAAAAGAAGAAAGAUAGAAGGAAAGAGGGGAAAGAAGAAGGGGGUGAUCGAUGAAAGAAGGUUGUCGUUGUUGGACAUGAGGCGAGGGAAACAGCACGUGUUCGUCGUAGCCAGAGGCUGGACGAGAUCCUGAUAGCCGCAGCGACCAGGAUCCGGGAUCAUUCAAGGAAGAAAGGAUGCCAGGGGGGCGCAGGGGCCUGGUCGCCCCGCAAAACACAUUCCUCGAGAACAUCAUACGACGGAGCAGCAGUCAACCUGACAGCAGUUUUCUCCUGGCGAACGCUCAGAUCGUCGACUUCCCUAUUGUCUAUUGCAACGAAAGCUUUUGCAAAAUCUCUGGCUAUAAUCGUGCCGAGGUUAUGCAAAAGUCCUGCCGCUGCGGAUUCAUGUACGGGGAGUUGACGGACAAAGAGACGAUCGCCAGGAUCGAGGAAUGCCUCGAGGGCCAGAUUCACGAUCAAUUCGAGAUCCUGCUGUACAAGAAGAACAGUGCCCCACGAGGUAUGUCUAGCACAGGUUCGCAAAAGAGUGCUCGAAAAAUCCACCACGUGAACAAGAGACGACACACGUACAAGGAUCGUCGAACGAUCCCGGGACCAAGGGGCGGCCAUAAUGAGAGGACGCUAUUCGACCUCCCACCUACUCUUGAUUUCAAAACACCACUAUGGCUGCUUCUACAAAUAGCGCCAAUAAAGAACGAACGGGACCUAGUGGUCCUGUUCCUGUUGACCUUCCGGGACAUCACUGCCCUGAAGCAGCCAAUCGAGGCAGACGACAGCAAGGGUGGCCUCUCCAAAUUCGCCAAGCUCGCCAGAUCGGUCACCAGGUCGAGAUCUGUUCUUGUCUCACAAUUCAGCUCCCAUCUGCCCGCUCUCAAGGAUUCCGCGUUGCCAACCACCGCGAAGCAAUCACACUUAGCUCAUAUGAUGUCCUUAAGCGGCGACGUGAUGCCGCAGUACAGACAAGAGGCGCCAAAGACCCCGCCGCACAUUUUGUUACAUUACUGCGCGUUCAAGGCGAUUUGGGACUGGAUCAUUUUAUGUUUGACUUUUUACACGGCCAUCAUGGUGCCCUACAACGUCGCGUUCAAAAACAAAACCAGCGAGGAUGUGUCCCUGCUGGUUGUCGACAGCAUCGUUGACGUCAUAUUCUUCAUCGACAUUGUCCUCAACUUUCACACCACGUUCGUUGGCCCUGGUGGCGAGGUGGUGUCUGACCCUAAGGUGAUCAGAAUGAACUACCUGAAAUCAUGGUUCAUCAUCGACCUGUUGAGCUGCCUACCGUACGACGUGUUCAACGCGUUCGAUCAUGACGAGGACGGCAUAGGAAGCCUGUUUUCAGCGUUGAAAGUGGUCCGUCUUCUCCGGCUUGGUCGGGUCGUUCGAAAACUAGACCGGUAUCUGGAGUAUGGAGCCGCGAUGCUCAUUCUACUGCUCUGUUUCUACAUGUUGGUUGCUCACUGGCUGGCCUGUGUCUGGUACGUCACUUUAAGGUACUCGAUAGGAAGGUCAGACGCCGAUAACGGAGUUCAAUAUUCCUGGCUGUGGAAGCUGGCGAACGUCACCCAGUCCCCGUACAGUUACCUGUGGACCAAUACCAGCACCGCGCCUGAAUUAGUCGCGGGACCGUCCAGGAGAACCAUGUACGUCACCGCAUUAUACUUCACGAUGACUUGCAUGACUUCGGUGGGAUUCGGUAACGUCGCCGCCGAAACCGACAACGAGAAGAUUUUUACCAUCUGCAUGAUGAUCAUUGCCGCUCUGUUAUACGCCACCAUCUUUGGUCACGUGACUACGAUAAUCCAACAGAUGACAUCCGCCACGGCCAAAUAUCACGAUAUGUUGAACAACGUGAGGGAAUUCAUGAAGUUGCACGAGGUGCCGAAAGCUCUUAGCGAACGCGUGAUGGAUUAUGUGGUGAGCACUUGGGCGAUGACCAAGGGCCUAGACACUGACAAGGUACUCAACUACUGCCCUAAAGAUAUGAAGGCGGACAUCUGCGUUCAUUUGAACAGGAAAGUCUUCAACGAGCAUCCUGCGUUUAGAUUGGCCUCUGACGGUUGCCUUCGCGCCCUGGCAAUGCAUUUCACGAUGUCACAUAGCGCACCGGGUGAUCUAUUGUAUCAUACAGGCGAGUCGAUCGACUCGUUGUGUUUCAUAGUGACUGGAAGCCUGGAGGUAAUCCAAGACGACGAAGUGGUCGCCAUUCUCGGUAAGGGUGACGUGUUUGGGGACAGCUUCUGGACAAACCCGUCCGUGGGACAGAGCGCUGCCAAUGUUCGAGCUCUGACCUAUUGCGAUCUUCACACAAUCAAGAGAGAUCGACUGUUGGAGGUGUUGGAUUUUUACCAAGCCUUCGCCAAUUCGUUUGCCAGGAAUCUCGUUCUGACUUACAAUCUUAGUCAUCGGCUAAUUUUUCGGAAAGUGGCCGAUGUCCGUCGGGAAAAGGAGCUUGCCGAGAGAAGAAAAAACGAGCCACAGUUAGAUCAAGCGCAGGAUCAUCUGGUGCGAAAAAUUUUUUCGAGGUUCAAGACUGACGGGGAUGCCCAGAUCGUUGGCGUGAGCAGGGCCGCGAAUGGACGGUCCCAGGAUUCUGACGAGGAGCUCACCGUGAACGUCCUGCCGCCCUGGCCCAGUUUUAGGUUCCGCAGAGAGAGACACACUGCCGACGUGGAGAAGGGUGAUGGAAAAGAUGGAAAGGAGGGAAAAGAAGGCGAGUCCUCGCACAGCAGGAAGGUAUCCAUCGCGGAUGACAACACUGUGGUCAAGGGGGGGCGAGCUGGAAAAUGGGGACGGCUUUUAGGAAGCUCCAGCUUGGACUCUGGAAGCGAAACAGGAACUGGCGUGGACACGUUCAAACGUUCUUUAAGCGCGAGAGAUGCCCGUCCUAGCUCAAGUGCCGGUAGCAAUAAAGUGUUUCCCAAGUUUGGCAAGUUGAGCGGCACCAUAGAGGAAACAGGGGAUGCGGAAACUGCGAAGGAGAGCCAACAACUGCAACAACAACAGCAACAAAAUGUCGCGGAUUCGAAACAACUUCAACUUCGCCGAUUGGAAAGUUACGACGAUGGAUUGAUCACCACUCAACCGAGCCACGAUCGCGAAAUUCUAGCCGCUGUCCUCGAGGUGAAAGUGGAUCUAAAGCUGGAAGUACAACGAGUGAACCAGAGGUUGGCAAAAAUCGAGGACAUGCUCCAAACGUUGAUGAACAGGUUGCCCGCGGCCAGCCCGCAGCAGCAAAAGAGCACGAACAAUUUUUCGACGGGUGGUAACGGUGGUUCGUCGCAGAAUCAAUCGGGCGGCCAGCCACAGGGAGGCUCGAGCUGCCAACAAGGCUCCCAAGCUACUCAAACGUCGGGAGGAGGCGUGAUCGGGGAACAGAAGGUUUCUACGUCCACCUCGACGAGCGGAGGUGAAGUUUACAGGGAGCAGGGGACAACCACUGAAAGAAUGUCCAAGUCCCAGGAGCACCAUCAUCAUCAUCAUCAUCAUCAUCAAUCUCAGUCGGACAGGUUGAAGGAAAGUGAUUACAAGACCUCCUCGAGGGAAGUGAGCAAAGAAUUAUUGGAAAGACUGGCCCAGGCGACUACUUCCAGGGGGGACGACGGUACACCUCUUGGACCUUUGAUAUUGAGAAAGCGAAGAAGCAAAUCGAGAAACAAGGGGGCUGCACCGUUGGCUCCGUUAGCCAGUCAACCGAUCAGCCCUUCGGAAGCGACAGAGACAACGCAGAUGCUCGAGUGCACCGACGAUAGGGAACAGAGCGCCACGACGACAGACAGAAGCGAAAGGUCCGACAGAAAGAGGCCUCCGCCCAGGCCCAGAGAGUACUUGUGAAAGUUCUUAAGGCUCCGGGCGGUCGUCUCGAGACUGAUCUUCUUCUAGCGAGAAUCGCAGGAAGGAAUUGCCGUUUUAUGGAAUAUUUUCAUUUUCAAAGAUUAGAAUUAUAAUAGAUGCGAAUUUGACAGGGUUUUGCAUGGUUUCGAUAAGAUUGUCCGAUUUGAGCAACGAUGGAGAAAGAAGUAAAGAAUAUGUAUUUUGAAAGUUAGUCGUGCGAAAAGGAAAUGCGAGUUAUUGGAAGUAAAUGAGUAUCGAGGAUUGUAGAAUUUGUGAUUAUUCGAAAAAAUGAGAGAAGUUUAAACAAGUGAUUAGACAAAGAGAAUGACUAUUUUAGCGAACUCUUUUUAACAAAAUGAGACGAGUAAAGGCAUAAUUUAUCUGUAAAAUUUCACUGUGUACAUUUUAAAAACAUGCUGCAUUAUCGCUACUCGCUUCGCGUCUGGUCUUUAACGAGAUUAUUCGUCGGUACACGCGAGAAAUGAGCCUGACUCUGAGAGAAAAAAGUGAAAGUUAGAAACAGAAUGAUAGAAACAGAAUGGAAAAAAAUAAAAAAUGAAAAAAAGAGAGAAAAGAAGAAGAAAGAAAAAUAUAGGGAAAAAGGUGUUCGUGCCGAUGAAAAACGGUCCCGCUACUAUAACAGAACUUGGCAUAUUUUUGCAUGGCCAAAAACAAGCGAUUAAAAAAUAAAAAAAGUAUCAAAGAAAAAAGAAAAACAUAAAAAAGUAUAUCGAAUUAUAUACUGCUUGCGACGGCUUCUUCGAGACAUCGAAACGUUAUAAACGAGAGGAUGAAAAACUAACAUUCAAAAUACUCACGUUGUAACAUGUAACGUUAACACACACUGUAAUCGUAGGUUUACACGCAUUUUUAGGGGAUCUCAGCUAGAUUCGUGAUUGAGCGCGAUAGAUUUUAAGUAACAUUAACAACCAACAACAACAACAACAACAACAACAACAACAACAACAAAAGAAAACAAGAAAUAGAAAAACAAACGAAAGGAAAAAAGUGUGUGAAGAUAAAUAAUAAAGGAAAAAUAAUUUGGAAAGGAAAUAACAGGUGUCGUCAGAGAAGCAGUGGAGAAAGUGAAAAUGAGGUUAGGUAAAAACUAAAAAUUAAUUCUCGAUCAGUUUUCGAUUCAUUCUAUUGAAAAAAAUAAUUUUUUGAUAAACAUUCCAAUUCUCUAAUGAUUUAAGCAAAAUUCUAUAAUUGCCCGAAACGUUUUGAAUUUAUCGGUUAAGCAGUAAAUGUAAAAAAAUUUUGAAAAAUCGAUCGAGAAUAUGGAAAGGGAAUCGCAAGGCAAUUAUCGCGUUUUAAUUUUUUAAUUUUUAGAUAAUCGACUCCGUGACUCGAAAUGAAAAUAUGUUUUAUCAUUGCUUCGCUAUCGCUACAUCAUGUUCUUCCGUUUUUCAUAAUUUCUUUUUAUUUUUAUUUUUUUUAUCUAUUUCAUUCGAUAACUUCGCAAAAAAGGAAUUGGCGAGCGCGGAAAUGUUGAUCGAUGGUUUUUUUCAAUAGUUCAGUCUUAUUGUAAACUAUGUGUGCUUGUGUGUAUUUAUGAGCGCGUGUGUAUGUAUUUAUGAGUGCGUGUGCAUACGUGACCAAAAUCGGUUACGAGUAUGUAAAUUUUUGAGAAAAUUCGUUGCAGUGAACCUUGGGAGAACUAUUAUCGAUUUUUAUUGAUUAUUAUUGAUUUUAUUGAUUUUAUACUUUAUAUGGCUGUGCUUGCUUAAGUUUAACUAAUUAAUUAAGUU